Molecule: messenger RNA, 1230 nt
Organism: Talaromyces rugulosus
Lineage: Eukaryota; Fungi; Ascomycota; Eurotiomycetes; Eurotiales; Trichocomaceae
Exons: 2
Coding region: 1-1230 (409 amino acids)
Biological process (GO): maturation of SSU-rRNA
Molecular function (GO): rRNA small subunit aminocarboxypropyltransferase activity
Source: RefSeq, a predicted model, not a curated record
AUGGUCCGACACAAGAAAGACAACUACCCACGAGGCGGCAAAAAAGGUCCCCCGCGUUACCGGCCAGCGCCCCGCGCCAACGAAGAUAAUGAUCAAGAAAACGACACAUCGCGACCGUCUUUCAAGGCGGCCUGUUGGGAUCUUGGACACUGUGAUCCGAAGAGAUGCUCGGGAAAGCGGCUUAUGCACUUUGGCCUGAUGAGAGAGUUGUCUAUUGGCCAUAAGCAUUCUGGAGUUGUGAUUUCGCCAAACGCAAAACAUAUCCUCUCUCCAGCAGACCGCGACCUCCUCGAGCAAUACGGCGCCGCAGUCGUCGAAUGCUCGUGGGUGCGCGUCAAAGAAGUACCCUGGUCGCGAAUUGGCGGAAAAUGCGAAAGACUCUGUGCGCUCAUCCUCACCACACACACACAUAACCAGAAGCCUUUGACUAACCUUGGACCUUUUAAACUGCUAGUACCCUACCUCAUCGCCGCCAACUCAGUCAACUACGGCCGUCCGUGGCGCCUAAACUGCGUCGAAGCCCUGGCAGCCUGCUUCUACAUCUGCGGACACGCCGACUGGGCCGAGGAAGUGCUACAACAUUUUUCAUACGGCGAGUCAUUCAUCAACAUCAACUCCCAACUCCUCAAACGGUACGCGGCGUGCUCGAGCGAGGAAGAAAUCAAGAAAACAGAGGAAGAAUGGCUCACCAAGAUCGAGCGCGAAUACAAUGAAAGUCGCGCUGAGCGAGACGCUGGUGGCGCAGACGAUAUGUGGAAACGCGGGAAUACGAACCAUAGAGGAAAUUCAAACUCGGAUGACGAAGAAGAAGAUGAUGAUAAUGAAGAGGAUAAAAGUGGCGAUGAAGAAGAAGAAGAUGACGACGACGACGAUCGAGACCCCUAUGCCAUCUCCGACGACUCCGACGACGACGAAGAAGCAAUGGCCGAAAUCCGUCGCAAAGUCCUCAACUCCAAAAGCUUCCAGAACCCUGCGCAGCAGCAGGAGCAAGAAAAAUCGCAACCAGAGACGAUAUCUCGGCCGGAGCCGUUGCCUGUUGAUUCCGAUGCCGAGUCUGGGUCUGCUGGCAGCGAGGAUGAUGAAGACUUUGAUAAUAUUAUUAAUGCUACACCGGUGACGGAUCGUACGGGGAUCACGGCGAAGCAGCAGCGCAAGGGCAAGGGUGAUAAUAACGAUACCAUCACGGCUUCUUUUUCGAGGACGGUGGUUUCGGCUCCGAAGAAAUGGUAA